Molecule: messenger RNA, 1488 nt
Organism: Petromyzon marinus (sea lamprey)
Lineage: Eukaryota; Metazoa; Chordata; Hyperoartia; Petromyzontiformes; Petromyzontidae
Source: RefSeq, a predicted model, not a curated record
UAAGCGGACUGCGAAAUCGAAUCACUGCUGGCCCCGGCCCCUGCUUAUGCGUUGUAGGGAUUCUCAUUGGAGUCGAUGUUAGUAUUUGAGGGGAGCCGGCUCGGAUCUGUCGCCCCCUCACCCCUUUCUCCUCCUCCGCCUCCCCCUCAGGGCUCUUCGUGAAAGCAACGAGGCGCCUCAUUCCAUACCGAGAGACCCUCGCCUCCACCGGUUAAGCCUGGAUUCCAUACCGGGACACCCUCGCCUUGUCCCGGCUCGGGGGACGCUGGGGGUGAUGGCCGAGACGAGCGACCUGGACCGGCAGAUCGAGCAGCUGCGCCGCUGUGAACUCAUCAAGGAGGCCGAGGUGAAGGCCCUCUGUGCCAAGGCGCGGGAGAUUCUGGUGGAGGAGAGCAACGUGCAGCGCGUGGACUCCCCGGUCACGGUUUGUGGGGACAUCCACGGCCAGUUCUACGACCUCAAGGAGCUCUUCAAGGUAGGAGGAGAUGUCCCCGACACCAACUAUCUCUUCAUGGGGGACUUUGUCGACCGCGGAUUCUACAGCGUGGAGACUUUCCUGCUCCUACUCGCGCUCAAGGUCCGCUACCCGGACCGCAUCACGCUGAUUCGUGGUAACCACGAGUCCCGUCAAAUCACCCAGGUCCGCUACCCGGACCGCAUCACGCUGAUUCGUGGUAACCACGAGUCCCGUCAAAUCACCCAGGUCCGCUACCCGGACCGCAUCACGCUGAUUCGUGGUAACCACGAGUCCCGUCAAAUCACCCAGGUCCGCUACCCGGACCGCAUCACGCUGAUUCGUGGUAACCACGAGUCCCGUCAAAUCACCCAGGUCCGCUACCCGGACCGCAUCACGCUGAUUCGUGGUAACCACGAGUCCCGUCAAAUCACCCAGGUCUACGGCUUCUACGACGAGUGCCUCCGCAAGUACGGCUCCAUCGCCGUGUGGCGCUACUGCACCGAGAUCUUCGACUACCUCAGCCUCUCGGCCAUCAUCGACGGCAAGAUCUUCUGCGUGCACGGAGGGCUGUCGCCGUCCAUCCAGACGCUGGACCAGAUCCGUACCAUCGACCGUAAGCAGGAGGUGCCACACGACGGGCCAAUGUGUGACCUCCUGUGGUCCGAUCCAGAGGACACGACAGGCUGGGGCGUGUCACCCCGCGGUGCUGGCUACCUGUUUGGCAGUGACGUGGUCGCGCAGUUCAAUGCGGCCAAUGAGGUGGACAUGAUCUGUCGCGCCCACCAGCUCGUCAUGGAGGGCUACAAGUGGCACUUCAACGAGACUGUCCUCACCGUCUGGUCCGCUCCCAACUACUGCUACCGGUGCGGGAACGUGGCGGCCAUCCUGGAGCUGGACGAGCACCUCCAGAAGGACUUCACCAUCUUUGAGGCGGCACCGCAGGAGUCACGCGGCAUCCCCUCCAAAAAACCCGUGGCCGACUACUUCCUGUGACCUCACUUCCUCUCCCCCCUCCCCGCGGCGUCACUUCC